GUUAUAUUAUGUCGUCUAUGCACACGUUCAUUCUUUAACCCAUCACUCACUACCUUACCUUCUUCUUCUUCUUCUUCACUUCCUGGCUUUUGUUUCCUCGCUAAGCCAAGAACGACCCUUUCCAAUCCCCUAACGAAAAAUCAUCGUCAUAAUCAUCUACGUACGUUGUUUUCGCGAAACAACACUUUCACAAUACCGAAAAACAACACAAAAACAAGGUUUAAGCGCGAGAAGUUAACUUCUGUUUUUCUUCUUCUUUUGCUUGUUAUAUAAGCGCAAAUUGUCCAAUACAGUUUUUUCUAAGAGAUCGACAAAAGCAAGGACGCGUUGAAAUGGCAAAUACGUUUGCGUGUCGCUUUUAGCCACCGAUCACUUCUGGCUUCGCAGUUCGCACAAUACAGAGUUUGAGGAGCAAAGAGAAGUAAAGAAAAAUGGCGGGUUUUUGGAGCGUGUUUUGUGGGGAAUCUGGUUGCUCAGAGGCUGGAAAAAUGCCUGGCAGCUAUGAUUUUAGGCUUCUCAUUGAUCCUUCCACUUGUGUCAACCAUUUGCUAAUCUCUUGCUUUGAUGUGUUGCUGCUUAUCAUGCUUGUAUUCAUUAUGAUCCAGAAGUCAACAUUAAAACCAUCUCGGGGUCUAAUACAGGUGCAAAGAUAUCCAUAUUUCCAGCUAGUUUCUGCCAUAGUCAAUGGUGCUCUUGGGUUGGCACAUUUGUGCUUUGGAAUUUGGGUUUUAGAAGAGACGUUGAGGAAAAACCAAACUGUGUUGCCUCUUAAUUGGUGGUUGCUAGAAAUCUUUCAUGGAUUAACAUGGUUGUUAGUGAGUUUAACAAUAAGUCUCAAGUUGAAACAACUUCCAAGAGCAUGGUCAGGGUUUUUUUCUGUUCUAAUCUUCUUGGUUUCUGGUAUUUUCUGCGGUUUAUCCUUGUUUUAUGCAAUUAGUAGCAGAGAACUAUCCCUUAAGAUAGCUUCAGAUAUUCUAUCUUUUCUGGGGGCGAUAUUAUUGUUAUUAUGCACAUAUAAGGAAUCCAACCAUAGGGACACUGACAGUGAAAUUGAUGAAAGUCUUUAUGCACCCUUAAACAGCGAGUCCAACAAAAAUGAUUAUAUUACAUAUGUAACCCCAUUUGCCAAAACUGGAUUCUUUGGCAGAAUGACAUUUUGGUGGUUGAAUCCAUUGAUGAAAAUGGGCAAAGAGAAAACACUUCAGGAUGAAGACAUUCCGCGUUUGCGGGAGGAGGAUCGAGCAGAAAGUUGCUAUCUGCUGUUUUUGGAUCAAUUGAACAGACAGAAACAGAAGGAUCAAUCCUCGCAGCCAUCAGUUUUGAGGACAAUAAUUUUAUGCCAUUGGAAAGAAAUUUUAAUAUCAGGAUUCUUUGCAUUGCUUAAGGUAGUUGCUCUGUCUUCAGGACCUCUUCUUUUGAAUUCUUUUAUAUUGGUUGCUGAGGGUAACGAGAGUUUCAAAUAUGAGGGUUUUGUGUUGGCCAUAUCACUUUUCUUUACAAAAAACAUAGAAUCCUUAUCACAAAGGCAAUGGUACUUCCGCUGCAGACUCAUUGGUGUGAAAGUUAGGUCGUUGCUAACUGCAGCCAUUUAUAGAAAACAAUUGAGGUUAUCCAAUUCUGCUAGAUUGAUGCACUCUGGUGGUGAGAUAAUGAAUUAUGUGACUGUGGAUGCUUAUAGAAUUGGUGAAUUUCCCUAUUGGUUUCACCAGACUUGGACAACAAGCUUACAGCUAUGUAUCUCAUUAGUUAUACUUUUUCGUGCUGUUGGAUGGGCAACAAUUGCCUCCUUGGUGGUGAUAGUAAUCACUGUGCUUUGCAAUACUCCACUUGCGAAGUUGCAGCACAAGUUUCAAAGCAAGCUUAUGGUGACACAAGAUGAGAGAUUGAAGGCUUGUUCUGAGGCUCUUGUGAAUAUGAAGGUGUUGAAGCUGUAUGCGUGGGAAACCAAUUUUAGAAGUUCUAUAGAGCGAUUAAGGAAUGAGGAGCUCAAAUGGUUGUCUGCAGUGCAAUUAAGAAAGGCAUACAACACCUUUCUCUUUUGGUCCUCCCCUGUCUUGGUCUCUGCUGCUUCCUUUGGGGCAUGUUACUUUCUUAAUGUUCCAUUGCAUGCAAAUAAUGUUUUUACUUUUGUCGCUACUUUGCGCCUUGUUCAGGAUCCAAUUAGAACCAUCCCUGAUGUUAUUGGGGUGGUCAUCCAGGCAAAAGUUGCGUUUGCUAGGAUUGUAAAAUUUCUUGAGGCACCUGAACUGCAGAGUGCAAAUGUCACACAAAGGUGUAUCAAUGAGAAUAAGAGGGGUUCAAUUUUAAUUAAGUCUGCUGACUUUUCAUGGGAAGCUAAUGUAUCAAAGCCAACACUGAGAAACAUAAACUUGAAGGUUAGACCACGACAAAAGGUGGCUGUCUGUGGAGAGGUUGGCUCAGGCAAAUCAACUCUCUUAGCAGCAAUUCUCAGAGAAGUUCCUAAUACUCAGGGGACAAUUGAGGUUCAUGGGAAGUUUUCCUAUGUUUCUCAAACAGCAUGGAUACAGACAGGUACAAUAAGGGAGAAUAUAUUGUUUGGAGCAGCUAUGGAUGCUGAAAAAUAUCAAGAAACACUUCAUAGGUCUUCACUAUUGAAGGAUCUUGAGUUGUUUCCCCAUGGUGAUCUCACUGAAAUAGGGGAGAGAGGAGUCAACCUGAGUGGAGGUCAGAAGCAGCGAAUUCAACUUGCACGUGCACUAUAUCAGAAUGCUGAUAUAUAUCUCUUGGAUGAUCCAUUCAGUGCUGUUGAUGCACAUACUGCAACAAAUUUGUUUAAUGAAUACAUAAUGGAAGGACUUGCUGGGAAAACAGUCUUGCUUGUGACUCAUCAAGUUGAUUUCCUUCCAGCAUUUGAUUCUGUUUUGUUGAUGUCAGAUGGGGAAAUCAUAGAAGCUGCUCCUUAUCACCAUUUGUUGAGCUCAAGCCAAGAAUUUCAGGAUCUUGUGAAUGCCCACAGAGAGACUGCUGGCUCUGACCGGCUUGUAGAUGUUACUUCUCCGCAGAAACAAUCAAAUAGUGCUAGAGAAAUUAGAAAAACAUCUACGGAGCAGAAUUAUGAAGCAUCAAAAGGUGAUCAAUUGAUUAAGCGAGAAGAGAGAGAGAAGGGAGACCAAGGGUUCAAACCAUAUAUACAGUAUCUGAAUCAGAACAAAGGAUAUAUAUACUUCUCUGUGGCUGCUCUUUCUCACCUAACAUUUGUGGUUGGCCAAAUAUUACAAAACUCAUGGAUGGCCGCUAGUGUUGAUAAUCCUCAAGUCAGCACUUUGCAAUUGAUUCUUGUUUACUUGUUGAUUGGACUUAUUUCAACACUAUUCUUGUUGAUGAGAAGUCUUUUUGUAGUUGCUUUGGGUCUUCAAUCAUCAAAGUCUUUAUUUUCACAGCUACUGAACUCCCUUUUUCGUGCCCCCAUGUCAUUUUAUGACUCCACUCCUUUAGGAAGGAUACUUAGUAGGGUCUCCUCGGAUCUCAGCAUUGUAGACCUUGAUGUCCCAUUCGGCUUUGUUUUUGCUGUGGGAGCUACUAUGAAUUGCUAUGCUAAUCUAACCGUUUUAGCUGUUGUUACUUGGCAAGUCUUGUUUGUCUCCAUACCGAUGAUUUAUUUUGCAAUCCGCCUGCAGAGAUAUUACUUUGCCUCUGCAAAAGAACUGAUGCGGUUGAAUGGCACAACAAAAUCCUUUGUUGCCAACCAUCUUGCUGAAUCUGUUGCUGGAGCUGUGACAAUAAGGGCUUUUGAGGAGGAAGAUCGUUUUUUUGAGAAAAAUCUUUAUCUAAUUGAUGUCAAUGCGAGCCCUUACUUCCAUAGUUUUGCUGCGAAUGAGUGGCUGAUUCAACGAUUAGAAACGGUCAGUGCUGUUGUUCUUGCAUCUGCGGCACUGUGCAUGGUUGUACUUCCACCCGGAACUUUCUCCUCUGGAUUUAUUGGCAUGGCUCUCUCUUAUGGCCUUUCACUUAACAUGUCCUUAGUAUUUUCAAUUCAAAAUCAAUGCAACAUAGCGAAUUAUAUAAUAUCAGUAGAGAGGCUAAAUCAGUAUAUGCAUAUACCAAGUGAGGCUCCAGAAGUAAUAGAAGGAAAUCGCCCUCCUGGGAAUUGGCCAGCGGCUGGUAGAGUACAAAUAAAUGAAUUGCAGAUACGUUACAGGCCUGAUGCACCACUAGUACUUCGUGGAAUCACAUGCACAUUUGAAGGAGGUCACAAAAUUGGUAUUGUUGGCAGAACAGGCAGUGGAAAGUCUACUCUUAUAGGCGCCUUAUUCCGUCUAGUGGAGCCAGCAGGUGGAAAAAUCAUUGUUGAUGGAAUAGACAUUUGUUCUAUUGGACUUCAUGACUUGAGGUCACGCUUUGGUAUUAUACCUCAGGAUCCUACUCUUUUUAAUGGGACAGUCAGAUACAAUUUGGACCCUUUAUCUCAACACUCUGAUCAAGAGAUAUGGGAGGUUCUAGGGAAGUGUCAGUUGCAAGAGGCUGUCCAAGAGAAAGAAGAGGGAUUAGACUCUUCAGUUGUUGAAGCUGGAGCAAACUGGAGCAUGGGACAACGACAGCUAUUCUGUUUGGGGCGUGCUCUUCUCAGGCGAAGUCGGAUAUUGGUGCUUGAUGAAGCAACUGCGUCAAUUGAUAAUGCAACUGAUUUGAUUCUGCAGAAAACAAUUAGGACUGAAUUUGCGGAUUGUACAGUGAUUACAGUAGCUCACAGGAUACCAACUGUGAUGGAUUGCACCAAAGUUCUUGCCAUCAGUGAUGGGAAACUGGUGGAGUAUGAUGAACCGAUGAACUUGAUAAAGAGAGAAGGAUCACUCUUUGGGAAGCUUGUUAAGGAAUACUGGUCUCAUUUUCAGUCUGCAGAAUCUCAUUGAAGCUGAACAUGUUUUUUUAGCAUAGCUCUUAUAUUUUUCUCUGUGGAUUGAGAAGAAGCCAAGAAAGAGUACUUAGAAGUAGGAUGCAAAGUGUAUUUUACUAUUAUAUUUGGAAAACCCUGAGGUCUGAGAAGUGGGAAGGAAUUAGAGGGACUAAGAAGUAAAAAGAAAAUGGUGCAAAGGUAUUCUAAUGUACCAUUUUCUAGAAUGACUUUGUCACUUUGAGCUGUUUUACAGUGGAAAGGUCCAUUAUUUAUCAAUCUUUGUUUAUAA
Messenger RNA from Glycine soja, 5144 nucleotides. Its product is annotated as ABC transporter C family member 10-like. The transcript has 12 exons. Gene Ontology annotation, biological process: transmembrane transport. The record is from RefSeq and is a predicted model, not a curated record. Bases 432 to 4871 code for a protein of 1479 amino acids. Gene Ontology annotation, cellular component: vacuolar membrane; plant-type vacuole. NCBI's taxonomy places the organism in Eukaryota, Viridiplantae, Streptophyta, Magnoliopsida, Fabales, Fabaceae. Gene Ontology annotation, molecular function: ATP binding; ABC-type transporter activity; ATP hydrolysis activity.